AUGGGUACAGAUGCAUCAUCAUCAUCAUCAUCAUCAUCAUCAUCAUCAUCAUCAUCAUCAUCAUCAUCAUCAUCAUCAUCAUCAUCAUCAUCAUCAUCAUCAUCAUCAUCAUCAUCAUCAUCAUCAUCAUCAUCAUCAUCAUCAUCAUCAUCAUCAUCAUCAUCAUCAUCAUCAUCAUCAUCAUCAUCAUCAUCAUCAUCAUCAUCAUCAUCAUCAUCAUCAUCAUCAUCAUCAUCAUCAUCAUCAUCAUCAUCAUCAUCAUCAUCAUCAUCAUCAUCAUCAUCAUCAUCAUCAUCAUCAUCAUCAUCAUCAUCAUCAUCAUCAUCAUCAUCAUCAUCAUCAUCAUCAUCAUCAUCAUCAUCAUCAUCAUCAUCAUCAUCAUCAUCAUCAUCAUCAUCAUCAUCAUCAUCAUCAUCAUCAUCAUCAUCAUCAUCAUCAUCAUCAUCAUCAUCAUCAUCAUCAUCAUCAUCAUCAUCAUCAUCAUCAUCAUCAUCAUCAUCAUCAUCAUCAUCAUCAUCAUCAUCAUCAUCAUCAUCAUCAUCAUCAUCAUCAUCAUCAUCAUCAUCAUCAUCAUCAUCAUCAUCAUCAUCAUCAUCAUCAUCAUCAUCAUCAUCAUCAUCAUCAUCAUCAUCAUCAUCAUCAUCAUCAUCAUCAUCAUCAUCAUCAUCAUCAUCAUCAUCAUCAUCAUCAUCAUCAUCAUCAUCAUCAUCAUCAUCAUCAUCAUCAUCAUCAUCAUCAUCAUCAUCAUCAUCAUCAUCAUCAUCAUCAUCAUCAUCAUCAUCAUCAUCAUCAUCAUCAUCAUCAUCAUCAUCAUCAUCAUCAUCAUCAUCAUCAUCAUCAUCAUCAUCAUCAUCAUCAUCAUCAUCAUCAUCAUCAUCAUCAUCAUCAUCAUCAUCAUCAUCAUCAUCAUCAUGCAAGCACUAA
Schistosoma bovis is the source of this 924-nucleotide messenger RNA. The record is from the annotation of a GenBank genome assembly. NCBI's taxonomy places the organism in Eukaryota, Metazoa, Platyhelminthes, Trematoda, Strigeidida, Schistosomatidae.